GUUGACGUUGAUUACUACAUGGAUGACGCCGUGGCUAACAUGGCUAACAUUGCAGCGAAGCAUAAAUGUGAAGAUUUGCAGUUACAUAUUUGACUUCUAAACAAAAAUGGAUAUUUUAAUAUUCACCAAUUUUCUGAGACAACUCCACAAGCUUGAGAUCCGAAGAAAAGGAUCCUAAACUACACGGAAGUUCUUAGCUAGCUGGACAAACUGUAGGUUAAUGCUUUAGCUAUGCUUUAGCUAUCAGUGCCCUUAGCUAGCUAGCUAACUUGUUCAAGUGGCCACUUUGUAGGCCGAAAAUAAAAAUACGUGGACUUUUUCUUAUAUUUGUGUAAGUAACCUACAGCCCCGACAGCAACACAAUGGACGACAAAUACAGUAGUAACGUUAUCUCGGGUGGGAAGCUCGGUCGAGUUGAGGUGCCAAAUGCCAGACUGACCAGAUAUAUUGUGUUGUUGCUACUCACCAAGAUGUUAAAGGCUUUAGGAAUUUUUGAAUCCUAUGACCUCCUCAAAGUUGUACAUAUUGUGCAGUUUGUCUUCAUUCUUAAAUUAGGGUGUGCAAUGAUUUUGCUUUUCUUUCAAAAACCGUUCUCGUCAGGAAAAAUGGUGGCCAAAAGACAGUGGAUCAAAAUCUUCAAACAUGCUGUCAUCAGCAGUAUAAUCUCACUUUUGGGCUUCUUUGGCCUUACACUCUGUGGACCACUAAGGACAUUGCUGUUAUUUGAGCACAGCGAUGUGGUAGUUAUCUCUCUUCUUAGCGUUCUCUUCACCAGCUCUGGAGGAGGGCCUUCUAAGACAAGAGGUGCUGCUUUCUUCAUCAUUGCAGUCAUAUGUCUACUGCUGUUCGAUAAUGAUGACCUCAUGGCAAAAAUGGCAGAACACCCUGAGGGUCACCAUGACAGUGCUCUCACCCAUGCACUGUACACCGGGAUCGCUUUUUUAGGUGUGGCGGACCAUAAAGGUGGAGUUGUGUUGUUGGUUCUGGCUCUUUGUCUAAAGGUGGCCUUCAACACACACUCUAGAAAGCUGUCAGUGGAGAUCGGAGGAGCUAAGCGUCUCUAUGCUCUGUCCAACCUGGUUUCCGCUGUAGUGCUGCUGCCUUGGGUCAUUGUGCUGUCUGCCACCACUGAGAGCAAGGUGGAGUCCUGGUCUGGCCUGAUCAUGCCCUUCGCCAUGAUCGUAUUCUCAGUGAUGAUCCUGGAUUUCUACGUUGAGUCCAUCUGCACAGCAAAGCUGGAGGCACCAUGCUCAGCUCGCUAUGGCUCCAUCUUCCUGUUCCUGAGUGGUCUGCUACUGGCCAACUUCUGGACACACCCUCUGACUGACCAGCUCCGGGCUAUGAGCAAGCCAGGGCAGCAGGCCAGCACUGAGCAUGUGCUCUCUGGGGGUGUGCUGGUCAGUGCUUGCUUCUUCAUCCUGUCUGACAGUAUACUGUCAUCUCCCUCUAAGAAAGGGCAGAAAGGCACAUUGGUGGGGUAUUCACCUGAAGGAAUCCCUCUUUAUAACUUGAUGGGAGAUGCCCUGCAGCACAGCUCCCAGUCUUUACCUCGAUUCAUCAAAGACUCACUCAAGCAGAUCCUGGAGGAGUACGAUUCUCGACAAAUCUUCUACUUCCUCUGUCUCAACUUGGCCUUCACGUUUGUGGAGCUCUUCUAUGGUGUAUGGACCAACAGUCUUGGUCUGAUCUCAGAUGGUUUCCACAUGCUGUUUGACUGCUCUGCUCUGGUGCUGGGACUCUUUGCUGCCCUGAUGACCAGAUGGAAAGCAACUAGAAUAUACUCUUAUGGGUAUGGCCGUGUUGAGAUCCUAUCUGGGUUCAUUAAUGGUUUAUUCCUAAUGGUCAUCGCCUUCUUUGUGUUUGUGGAAUCGAUCUCCAGACUCAUAGACCCUCCAAACAUAAACACAGUGAUGCUAGCGCCAGUCUCUGUGGGCGGACUUAUUGUGAACCUGGUGGGCAUCUGUGCCUUCAGCCAUGCCCAUUCCCAUGGGGCAUCUAAGGGCAGCUGCUCAGGCCAUGAGCAUGGCCACUCGCACCAUGGCCAUGGGCACGGAGAACACGGCCACAGCCAUGGAGGCCACGGCCACUCUCACGGUCAUGGUCACUCCCACAGCCCUGGAGGAAGAGGCAUGAAUGCUAAUAUGAGAGGAGUCUUUCUGCAUGUGUUGGCUGAUACAUUGGGCAGCGUCGGAGUCAUCAUAUCCACGGUUCUUAUCAGUCAGUUUGGCUGGCUGAUAGCAGACCCCAUAUGCUCUCUGUUCAUUGCCACACUCAUCUUUCUCAGUGUCAUUCCUCUGUUGAAGGAUGCCUGUGAAGUCCUGCUGCUGAGGAUUCCACCUGAGCACGAGAAGGACCUCAACUUUGCCCUUGAAAAGAUUCAGAAAAUAGAGGGUAUCUUGUCUUAUCGUGACCCGCACUUCUGGAGACAUUCUGCAAACGUCGUUGCUGGAACCAUUCACCUACAGAUCAUGUCCGAUGUUGUGGAGCAGCGAGUUAUUCAACAGGUAACUGCAGUGCUUAAGGAUGCUGGAGUAAAUAAUCUGACAGUGCAGGUGGAGAAGGAGGCCUAUUUCCAACACAUGUCUGGCCUUAGCACAGGAUUCCAUGAGGUUCUGGCAAUGACCCAACAGAUGGAGUCCAUGAAAUAUUACAAAGACGGCACAUGUAUCAUGUAACCAGUUGUGUAAAAAAUGUAAAUGAUUUUCCUUUAAAUAAAAAUUUAUUUAGUUGUG
Molecule: messenger RNA, 2732 nt
Organism: Colossoma macropomum (tambaqui)
Lineage: Eukaryota; Metazoa; Chordata; Actinopteri; Characiformes; Serrasalmidae
Gene: slc30a5
Product: solute carrier family 30 member 5
Exons: 16
Coding region: 363-2675 (770 amino acids)
Biological process (GO): transmembrane transport; zinc ion transport; intracellular zinc ion homeostasis
Cellular component (GO): Golgi apparatus; membrane
Molecular function (GO): zinc ion transmembrane transporter activity
Source: RefSeq, a predicted model, not a curated record